GUUCUCGUCUGAAAACGCUAAAAAUUUAAUUCCUCAUAUGAUUAGAGGAAUUUCAACAUCAAAAUCCCAUCAAGUUGAUACAAUUAAUCUACGAUACGGCAAUUCUCAACAACGUAUAAAGGAAAGGAUAUCAGCAAUUGAUAAAGAAAGACCGUUUAGCAAUUUCUUAACGGAUAGAUUUGAUCGACAACAUACAUAUCUUCGAAUAUCGAUAACAGAACGAUGUAAUUUGAGGUGUACUUAUUGUAUGCCAGCUGAAGGUGUCGAAUUAACUCCCUUUCAUAACCUAUUGUCAACCGAAGAAAUCAUACGAAUUUCGCAAUUAUUCGUUUCUCAAGGUGUCAAUAAGAUUAGAUUAACAGGAGGUGAACCAACGGUUAGAAAGGAUAUUGUUGAAUUAAUUGGCGAAUUGGGAAAAUUGAAACCGCUGGGUUUACAAACUAUUGCUAUGACUUCAAAUGGUAUUGCAUUGAAAAGAAAGUUACCAAAAUUGGUUGAAAAUGGACUAAAUUUGUUAAAUAUCAGCAUGGAUACUUUGGAUCCAUUUAAAUUCGAGCUAAUCUCAAGACGCAAAGGUCUUGAGCGAGUGUUGGAAACAAUUGAUCAGGGUAUUGCGCUGGGACUUCGUCCUAUGAAAAUCAAUUGUGUAGUAAUACGUGGUGUCAAUGACCAAGAAGUGUUGGACUUUGUCGAAAUGACACGUAAUAAACCGAUUGAAAUGAGAUUCAUUGAAUAUAUGCCCUUUGAUGGAAACAAAUGGAACAAGAAAAAACUUAUUCCAUAUAGAGAACUGUUAGAUAAUAUUAAAACAAGGUAUCCUGACGUUCGAAAGUUAUCAGACGAUUCUCAUGAUACUUCAAAGGCAUAUAACAUACCAGGAUUUGUCGGACGAUUUGGAUUCAUAACUUCAAUGACCGAUCAUUUUUGUGGAACAUGUAACAGACUUAGAAUCACCGCCGAUGGCAAUUUAAAAGUUUGUUUAUUCGGAAACGCCGAAGUCAGUUUACGUAAUCUAUUACGUGAAAAUGUUCCUGAUCAACAACUGCUAGAGAUUAUAGGAGCAGCUGUCAAAAAUAAAAGAAAGCAACAUGCAGAUUAUAUUACCUCCUCUUUACAUAAUAAGAUCGUAUCCGAGACUGCAUCAUCUUUUAUUCAUUCUAAAUCAUACUUUUCACGUUUAUCCCACAACUUUCUAUCUUUAUCUUCUUUCAAUUAUCAAAAUACAUUAUUUUCUUAUAUCCAUUCCUUUCAUUCAUCAUAUUCUACAAAAUCUAAUUCGGCAAAUUCAAACCCAUUUUCUUCCAAUAAUUACAAGCCCAAUUCAAAUUCACAAUCUGAUUCGCCUUCGCUCACUCAUAUUGAUCCUGAUAGUGGGCGUGCUUCAAUGGUUAACGUUUCCACAAAAUCUUCAACUUAUCGAACAGCAACAGCAUUUGGAAAAGUUCAUAUUGGACGUCAAGCAUUUGAACUUGUACGUACUAAUACAAUGAAAAAAGGGGAUGUCUUAACUACAGCACAAAUUGCUGGUAUAAUGGCUGCAAAACAUACAGGAAACCUUAUACCGUUAUGUCAUCCACUUUUAUUAUCACACAUUAGAGUAGAUUUAAAAUUGGACGAAAAGGAUAAUUAUGCUGUAAAAAUUCUUUCAAAAGUUGAAUGUGAAGGAAAGACUGGUGUUGAAAUGGAAGCUCUUACUGCUGUUAGUGUAGCUGCUCUAACAGUUUUUGACAUGUGUAAGGCUGUGGGAAAGGACAUGAUCAUUUGUGAUUUGAAGGUUGUGGAGAAAACUGGUGGAAAAAGUGGAACUUGGAGAUUUCCAACAAAAGAAACAAAUGAAUAA
Molecule: messenger RNA, 1840 nt
Organism: Funneliformis geosporum
Lineage: Eukaryota; Fungi; Glomeromycota; Glomeromycetes; Glomerales; Glomeraceae
Source: the annotation of a GenBank genome assembly